AUUUUGUUGCACGGCAUGUCUUUUCUUCAGUAUUAUAGGGCAGGAAGUAGGCCAUUCAUAUCCUUUGAAUUUUUUUCUUCACUGCAUAAUUCUUGCCAGGUUCAUCCCGGGGAGACAGCUUUGGCCUUCUACACUGCUAGGAACCCCACUGAGCGUCCUGUGAUUGGUAUAUCAACAUAUAAUGUUAUUCCAUUUGAUGCGGGCCAAUACUUUAACAAGAUCCAGUGCUUUUGUUUUGAAGAGCAACUCUUGAACCCCCAUGAAGAGGUACACAUGCCUGUCUUUUUCUAUAUAGAUCCUGAAUUUGCAGAAGAUCCAAAGAUGCAAAAUUUGGACACUUUGACAUUGUCUUACACAUUCUUCGAGGCUCGAGAGGGACUCCAGAUUCCAAUGCCCAAAUUUGCAAGAUAAUACUUAAAAUGAAAUAUUGAGAUACCUGAUCAGACCUGUAUUUGGAUGUGCAGAGUUGAAAAAAUAAAUUACAUCAUACUGCUGUAAUAUGUCUGUCAUCUGUGUUAUUGUAAUGGCUGAAGAUCUGUCUUGGACACUCAGGUACUGAAUGACUGAAAAUAUGUCUUACACAGGUACUGAGUGCUAUAAUUGAAAGUUCUCUUUAAAUGUCUACUUUUUUUUUUAGUAUGCUAUAAAAUUGUAUAUACAUCGAAUUGUUCAGUUAAAAUAACUUAUUUAA
Messenger RNA from Cherax quadricarinatus, 691 nucleotides. The record is from RefSeq and is a predicted model, not a curated record. Lineage: Eukaryota; Metazoa; Arthropoda; Malacostraca; Decapoda; Parastacidae.